AUGACGAACGUUAGGCCCAACAUCCUCUUUAUCAUGGCUGAUGACCAUGCCUCCAAAGCCAUCAGCGCUUACGGAGCUGGCAUCAACCACACUCCAAAUAUUGACCGGCUCGCAGCGGAGGGAAUGAAGUUCAACCACUGUUAUGUCACCAACUCCAUUUGCACUCCGUCCCGCGCUGCCAUUCUCACGGGUACCCACAACCAUGUCAACGGCGUCAUGACGCUGAACGACAACAUCAACAAGCACUUGCCAAACGUCGCGAAGCACAUGCGUACCGGCGGGUACAGGACGGCAAUGGUCGGCAAGUGGCACUUGUGCGAAGGCAGACCACACGAGCCCACCGGCUUCGACUACUGGUCUGUCCUCCCCGGGCAGGGCGAUUACUGGGACCCCGAGUUCAUUGAGCCAGCGGGAGAAAAGGUUGAAGAUGGCUACGUUACAGAUAUCAUCACCGACAAGUGUCUCGACUGGAUCUCCAAGACAAAAAACACCGACAAGCCCUUCUUCCUCAUGUGCCACCACAAGGCUCCGCACCGCUCGUGGGAGUGCGACGAGAAGCACAAGGACCUAUACAAAGACCCGAUACGCGUUCCCGAGACAUACGAUGACGACUACAAGAACCGCGCAAAGGCUGCAAAGGUUGCAAAGAUGCGUGUUGCAGGAGAUAUGACGUACCAGGACCUGGGCCUUGUGCAGCCAGACGGUGGUAACAAGGUCGGCGAGCGUGUCGUUCAGGAGGCGGGCUCUGCGCAGCGCAAGAUUCCUGUUGAUGCCAAGAGACUGAUCGAUAAGGAAGAUGGGACAGUGUUCACCUUUAAGAGCCAGGACGACCUUGCUCAUUUCAAGUUCCAGAGGUACAUGCAGCGAUACCUGCGAACCAUCCAGUCUGUCGACGACAAUGUCGGGCGAAUGCUUGACUACCUCGAAGAAAACGGGCUUGCGGAGAACACCAUUGUGAUCUACACCUCAGACCAGGGCUUCUUCCUUGGUGAGCACGGAUGGUUCGACAAGCGAUUCAUGUACGAGGAAUCUUUCCAGAUGCCCUUCCUCAUUCGAUACCCGGCGGGAAUUGCCAAAGGCUCUGUUUGCGACGACAUCAUCUGCAAUGUCGAUUUUGCGCCUACCUUUCUCGAUUUCGCAAACCUUCAUAUCCCAAGCUACAUGCAAGGCGAAUCUUUCCGGCAGUUACUGGAGGGGAACACACCAGCAGAUUGGCAGCAGAUUGCCUACCACCGGUACUGGAUGCACAAUGAUAUUAUCCACCACGCCUAUGCGCAUUAUGGCGUGAGAGACCAGCGAUACAAACUCAUCUACUGGUACAACGAGCCGUUAGAGGUUAGUGGCGCCAGGCCGGGCGGGGAGAGGGAUAAGGAGUGGGAGUUGUUCGAUUGCGAGAAGGAUCCAUUGGAGCUGUUCAAUGUUUACCAGGACCCAGCUUACGCCGAGAAAGCGAAGCACAUGACGAGAUUGCUAGAGUUGAAGAUGGAACAAAUCGGCGAUGAGCCAGUUCAUCCCAGAGGUGUUGAUACUGGCGGAUCAGGGUCAUAUUUCGAUGAUAGUCUCUGGAUAUGCACGAUCAAGACUUCAAUAGUUGUCGUAUCGGAUGACUUGAAUCGAAAGUCAAUUAUUAGAACCUCGCAGUGGCAUGUUGGAGAAUCAUGGUGGAGAGGUGGAUUCGAUCUCCCAGCAAGGGUUCGUGAAGUGAACAGGGAUAAACCGCUCGCCAACUCCCAUAAUUGGCUCACCAAGGCCCAUUCCUGGAUGUCGUUACCCUAUCCACUCCUCGCAAACCCGGUUCCGAGGACGAGGAAACAGACUUCGAGUGAGAAGGCGGAAUCCAAACCUUUCCUAUCGUCCAUCCAUCCCCCGAAAUCCAUCCCGCCGGCUUGCUCAAACGACUCCUCCGACAUAUCAUGCUUGCUCAAGCUCCAGCUUCCAUGGCAUAGAAUUAUUAUCAACUUCUAUUACGAGGUCGACAAUGAAGUGCCAGGAUGCCAAAGUUUCAACAACAACAUGAUGGACUCUUUCGUUGGCUGCUUUCAAGCUGGCCCAAGCACGACGCGUCAGACUUGUUCUCAAUGCCGGUGGCGCAAGGUCAAGUGCGAAGGUGGCAGUGAACUGCGUUGCGGCACGUGUGCUCGUCUUGGGCUGGAUUGUUCGCUUGCCGCCAUCGAGGAAGUUGGACCAGAUUUUCACUUUGGCAAGCAACAACUGGUCUCCACCAAGCCGCGACGCCUCAGAGGCACCCGGGCGUGUAAAGCUUGUCGAGAAAAGAAAGUCCGCUGCUCCGGCACAUCACCGCGAUGCACAAACUGCGCGCGCCAUGCUAGAGAGUGCACAUACCCGACGCCGGCACGAAGUGCGAGGGCAUCUUCCCCGCAGAGCACCUCUACCGAGGGAGACGAGUCCUGCGGAGUCGAAGUCGGCCAAUUCCUCCCCGGCGCCGUGGAAAGCUUCUUCGAGAAGGUUUACCCUCUUCCAUCCCACGCAUUUCUGCACCCCGAGACGACCAGGGAGCGUUGUCGAGAGGGGAGGAUUGACUCAGCCCUGGCACACGCCAUCUGUGCUUUGGCGACCCUUCACUGUGGUUCGGAUCUUCAGACUCGCGACAGAGCUACGCCGUGGGUUCAGACGGCGGAACAAAAGAUAUGGCAGCACCUCGAGAGCCCUACCAUACCGCGUUUGCAGGCCCUGCUGCUCGUGAUUCACUAUCAAAUGGAGACUGGAAAGUUCCAGAGAGCGUUCAUGCUGACGGCUACUGCAGCUAGGUUUGCAGCUGCGAUGCGACUGAACCAUGAGAGGCCUGAUCUCGACUUUGUCGCGCAGGAAGUACGCCGUAGGAUCAUGUGGUCGCUGAAGAUUACUGAAAGGUACUUUUCAGUUGGCUUGCCCGAAUUUGAAGCUUGUCCUAUCGAAACGAUUUACCUGCAAUACCCCUCAGAUGAGAAUGAUUUCAGCAAUGAUGGAGAUUGUGGUGAUGGGGCCUCCUAUAGACUCUACGUGAGACUGGAAAUAACUCGGAGGGACAUUAUGAAGUUGACAAGAGGAGUGACACUUUGCGACCAGCCUUUCUUGCCUUUGACGAAACUCAUCGGCGACUUCGAAAGCGACCUGGGCGAGAUCGGAUCGCUGUUGCCAGACGGAACGAACUUUUCUAUGGUCAAUAUCGGAGCCCUUGAAGGCGACCGAUGGCUGCGGAGACGGCUAUUCAUGCACAUUUCAUUCCACCAAGCCCAUUGCGACCUGUACCGAAUCCUGCUUUCAGGAUAUCCCGAAGCAGCACCUCGCGUGGUUCUCGAGGCAGUAGACAUGGACUACAUCACCAUGGCAGAACAAAACUGCCUUAAACAUGCCACCGCCAUCAUUCAGAUCUUGACCAGCCUCAACCAACACAGCACAGAACUUCUGCUUCUCGAAUUCGACACGGCUAUUUGCGCCUACCACGCCACGAGGCUCUUGCUUUUCAUAGCCCGAGCACAAAGAACGCCGGGCUGUCCCUCACCAGAGUUUGCCUUGAGCCGCGCGGCUUUGUGUCUGGCUGCGCUUCAGCGUUUCUUUCCUUCCUCCGCACUGGUCAAGCCCAUCAUCGACGAUAUGGAGCGACUUUCCCGGGGCCAUGCACCUCAAGAAGCCGGGAUAGGCGGGCUAUCGUCGCCAGAGUUUCAAGAAGGAAGACGGAAUCUAGAACAGCGACUUUCAGAGGUAGCAAAAGCGAGACAGAGGCUGGCAAUUCACAGUCUGCUGAGACAAGCCGACUUUACCGACGAGGAUGAGGGAGACGAUUACUCUUCUUCCAUAGUCGGACAGUGGCGGCAGCAGGUCCGGGAUGCGUACCCCGCGAAAGAGCAGAGUUCCUACGUCCGCACAACAAACAUAUUAACCGAGUAUGAACUUGUGGCUCUUGUUACCAUUCCUGAGUAUGAAAACUCUCUGUUUCUCGUCCAGGUGCGCAAUAUGAUGGAACCCAGUAGAGUGGAAAGCGACAUCCAAGCCACCAAGAAGGCGGUUCGUGGAGCUGAAAUAGACGUUUCAGUCCGGCCUCACGGCGUUCCCGUUCUCUGGGUUGACAAGAACGUACAUGUCAGGCGCCGACUCAUGUCCCCUGUUGACAUGACUCAACAACAAGGCAAACACGAUGAUGGCUCGGAGGAACAGGUCAAGAACAACAUAAAUUUCGAGAUGGCGGGCAAGCAGAAAGAGAUAAAUAUCGUUGAAAGUCCGCCAAGAUGCAAAAUGAAGUUCUCCGCCGUCAUCCUCUUUGUUGCUUCAGUCGCCGCCGUUGCUCUCGAUACCGAUGUCCCUCCUGCGCUCAGCCAGCCUGGUCGCCGUGGUGUUGACUGCGGGGCUUGCGACAGACUGAACUUCUGCCCUGGCAAGCCCAACAACAAUGUCGAGUGCGAGCUUGACGGCUGCUGCAAGAAACAGCGCGCUUCGGAUACCCAUCACGGUUGCCGUAUUUCUAACAUGUGGGAACUUGGUGAAGUCAACGUUCAGAUGAUCAAAGGUCUUAGCAACCUGAUCUCAACUACCUUACCUUACCCAAUACAACUGUUCAACCAAUUUAUUUGCCAACUCUGA
Molecule: messenger RNA, 4578 nt
Organism: Colletotrichum lupini
Lineage: Eukaryota; Fungi; Ascomycota; Sordariomycetes; Glomerellales; Glomerellaceae
Product: extracellular sulfatase Sulf-2
Exons: 11
Coding region: 1-4578 (1525 amino acids)
Biological process (GO): DNA-templated transcription; regulation of DNA-templated transcription
Molecular function (GO): DNA-binding transcription factor activity, RNA polymerase II-specific; zinc ion binding; DNA binding
Source: RefSeq, a predicted model, not a curated record